Molecule: messenger RNA, 660 nt
Organism: Plenodomus lingam JN3
Lineage: Eukaryota; Fungi; Ascomycota; Dothideomycetes; Pleosporales; Leptosphaeriaceae
Source: RefSeq, a predicted model, not a curated record
AUGGAGAACGGCGCUUGUACCAAUAUUGGCCACUAUUUCGACAAUAAUCAUAUACGAUUUCGUACGCAGCGCGAGGGUGUAUGGGACGAUGAAACGGCAUAUCCAUGGAUCCCGGCUCCACAUUGUCAAGUUCCAGGUCGAAAUCCAAGCGGGCUGUCGGAAUUUUCUGGAUCAAGCACGCUUUUCUGUCAGCCACACGAUGGGCCUCAUUCAACUUCGGAAAGUUGGAGUCACUAUGUGGCGCCACCGACACCCGCCGCGACGGGAUAUUCCUUUCAUGGUAAUGGCAACGCUAUGACUCCCGGCCUUCUAGCCACGGGAUCCUGGUUGGAGGCCGAAUCUUCUGGGUGGCAUUCAUUGUACGGAAAUGAUAAAAGAGAAAUGCAUUCGCCGUCCUCAGCCAUUGGCAGUCUGCAUGAACAGCAAAUGUAUAAUGAACCUUUGAUGCAACUAAGCCAGUCCAUAUCGCCACCUGAACAUGAGGGUUACACAGUAGCGCAUCCGAAUGAGUAUGUGUCCCCAGACACGUGUGCCUUCUCUUCAGAGCCGAUCGAGGAACAGUUUUCUGGUCCAACACCAGGAAAGGAUGUUCACAAAGUGCUGUGUCCACAUGGUUGUGGGACAAGCUUGACAGGCACGCAUGCUCAGAUAUGUCACUAA